AUGAAACGUGGAGAAACAUUAAAUCACGGAAAUGGUACCGGUUGUAGUAUAGCAACAAUAAGUUCACCGGAUAUACAUUUUCCACAUUCGUUUAGAGAUAAAUACGAAUCACCGCCGUGUUCGAAUCGUAUAAACAUAACCGUUUCCGCUUUAUGGGUAGCCACGCCACUUUUAUCAACUGUUUCCGUUGCAGCUGUUUGCGUGGCCGUUUGUACAAAUCAUUGGCUCGUAACUCAAGAAAAUAUUAAAAAUGGUAAUUAUACGGGAAGAGGAGAUCAAGAAUAUUUUCCUAAAAAUACAAUUUCGGGACUUUGGACUCUUUGUUAUACCAAUCCUGGAAAAGAAGAAUUUUUUUGUUCUAAUAUUGAAUAUUUUCCAAAAGAAGAAUAUAGUCCUGAUUUAAAAGAUAGUACAAUGGCCAUUCCAUACACGGUCACUAAAUCCGCAGCCUUUUUUAUAGUAUCAACAUUUUUGCUUUUAUUAGGAGAACUUUGUUGUCUAUGCGGUCAUUUUUCCCGUCAAAGACGUUUAUUAACGUUUAUAUCCGGUGUUAUUUUCAUCAUUUCCGGUUUGCUUAUGCUCAUUGGUCUUGUUAUGUAUAUUUCAAUAUUCAAAGCCGAAGUGGGAGGUAAAUUGCGUGCCACGUCACAGUUGCAACCAGCCGUAUUCACAUAUAAAUACGGUUACAGUUUUAUUUUAUACGUUUCCGGAUUUGUCAGCACGGAAAUAUCUGGCACUUGUGCCGUUUUUUUAUACAUAUACUGGCAUCAAAAAGACUGGAGAAAGAAAGGAUAUGAUACACGUACAAAAUUUGUUUCGCCCACCAAUGUGUUCGAUUUUGAUUCAAUUUAUGGAACUUAUCCGCCAUUUUGCAAAAAACACAAAACACCUUUCUUGCCUUCGUACGCUAACGAAUGUUCUAUAUCGGAUGAUAUUUUUGAAAAAUUUUCACCCAAUUUACAACGUCGAGUUUAUUUAGAGGGUCAAAAUAUGUACAAUGAUGGUGAAAAUGAAUUUUAUCCGCCAUUUUGUUUGAAACAUUCCGCGUCUUGUAACAUGGUUAAUGAGCUUAUGGGAAAUAAAACGGAACCGAAAAAACAAAAUAGAAAAGUUGGAACGAGUGAUUUCAGUGAAAUUUAUCCUAAUUUUUCGUCCAAACAUUAUAAUAAUAAAAUAAAAUCAUCUUAUUCUUAUGAGUUUGUAGCCAAAAAUUAUUAUCCUAAACUAUUGGGGCUAAAUGACGAACCUGAAAUAUCCGAUGAAUGCUCAUCAAGUGUUACUCACGAUCAUGAUUUUAUACCUUUUGAUUUGGAUGAUAAAAUAUCAGUGCCUCCCAAUUACAAUAAUUUUGAUAAUUUUUUAUUAAAUAAUGAAUACAUGUACAAAACAUUAAGUAAAACAACUCCUGUAUGA
Messenger RNA from Pediculus humanus corporis (human body louse), 1413 nucleotides. Its product is annotated as Voltage-dependent calcium channel, putative. Gene Ontology annotation, biological process: neurotransmitter receptor internalization; positive regulation of synaptic transmission, glutamatergic; regulation of AMPA receptor activity. The transcript is spliced from 3 exons. NCBI's taxonomy places the organism in Eukaryota, Metazoa, Arthropoda, Insecta, Psocodea, Pediculidae. Gene Ontology annotation, molecular function: voltage-gated calcium channel activity; channel regulator activity. Gene Ontology annotation, cellular component: AMPA glutamate receptor complex; postsynaptic density membrane. Bases 1 to 1413 code for a protein of 470 amino acids. The record is from RefSeq and is a predicted model, not a curated record.